AUGUUCAUAGAGUGGGAUGAGCUCCAAGUGAGCCUAGACAUUUGGCACUUCAUGCGGCGCUUUGCAGCAGGUGUCAUCACAGAGGCUCAUCAGCUCUACGGCACCUUCAUGGCUCGGCUUUCCAGGUGCAUCUUUGAGCUGGAUCCUGAUGAUGUCACUGCUCUACGGUUGGCCAAACAGGGGGAGUUACAGGCCAGAGGAGCUGGUCCAGUCUCAGAGAAGGCUCUGGAUAAGCUGAUUACCAGGAAGGAGUUGGCACUGCACUGUCGGAAGCGGACCAGAGGAGUGGAGGAGACCACCUGGAGGAUCAAGGCGCUCAUUGAUGAGAUGGACAGUGAGAAGGGGAGGGACACUCUGGGUGUACCAUUGCUGGACCACAAGCGAAUCCAACAGGUCUGGAUAGACCAGCAGAGGCACAUCGCCUGUAUUCAGGACCCAGAGGGCUUCCCUCUGUACCAGAAGACAGACACACUGAAGAAGGGUGGUGUGGAGCUCAGCUGCUAUCGCUGUGCUCGUGGCUCCACCUCCUUGGAGUCUUUCCACCUCCAUUUAAAUCGCUUCAUCCCAGGGACCAGUGCCAGUGAUGCGCAUUUCCAGGCCUAUCUCCUGGAAGGCCUGAUGCGCUGGAACCAGGACCGGAUGGAUGAAGCAGUGAGGGGAAAGACUGCCCUGAGGAUCUACAGUAGCAUUGAGAGGGAGGCAAUGGACCGGCUCAGCCGCAAAGUGCUGAAGGUGUCCCUGGAUGACCGCUACCAGCCUCCAGGGGCUUACACAGGGGAGCUGCUGGGUAUGGAGUAUCUGUACAGUCAGUCUGGGAAAUCCCUGACUGUUAUGGAUAACCCAGAAGAGGAGGAUCGGCUGGUGGAGCAGAUGACUGAUGAGGUGGUGCAGGACGAAGGCUUUGUUGAGGAGGAACCUGAGGACCUCACAGUGCCAGUCCUCUAUGACCCCAUUGAGCCUGUCCUAGUCCACAGCAGCAGCCCCCAGGCCUUCAACCCCUGUCCCUCUGCACCAGGACCAUCCUCACUACAGCCACCCACAGGACUGCAGCACCCUGCCCAGCCUCCUCUGCAGUCGCCUACUCUGCGCCCAGCCCACCCUCUUCUGCAGUCUCCUCCACAGCCUUAUGUCCAGCCAAGUGCUGCCUCUGCUCCUGCAACAUCAACUGGGUCCAGUGUUGCAGACCAGGCUCCUGCUUCUGUUCUUGGACCCGAUGGCGUUGCAGGCUGGGAUAAGGUGCAGGAUCUGGCUGAGUACCUGGUGUCCCUCCGUCAGGCACUCUACCUGGACGAGCAGCAGGUCACAGAGGUCAUCCGUCUGUGGACUGCUCUUCAUGAUGGGGACAAGAGGAAGAUUCACUGUCAGCCCAGACACCAGCCCAAACUGACCCGCGGACGCUUCAAGGCUCCGAAAAACACAGGAGUGACACCGGGUGUGGACAGUGUGAAGAGGUGCCUGAUUGGUCAUCUUGGGGGGCCGGCUUAG
Messenger RNA from Pimephales promelas (fathead minnow), 1485 nucleotides. RefSeq lists its product as uncharacterized. The record is from RefSeq and is a predicted model, not a curated record. Lineage: Eukaryota; Metazoa; Chordata; Actinopteri; Cypriniformes; Leuciscidae.